AUGCGGGGGCGAGCGGGCAGUGUCAACAUGACGGCGAUGCGCGAGAGGGCGGAGGAGGCCAGCAAGAGAGAGACAAGCCUGGCAAGCCAGCUCGAUCACUACCUUGGGUUAAGGAAAGAUGGGUAUGGGACCAACACAGAAGGAUUCUUUCACAUCAUAUUCUUGAUAGUUUUCACCGCUGUGGUGAUGGAUCAAGCCGUUCCCAAUGAAGAGUUCCACAGCUUUUGUGAUAGCUUGAGCACUUUGUUUGUGAUAGAUAGCAUUCCAGAGAACGACGCAAGGAACGCAACAUUGCGAUGGUUCAAUCAAUCCAUCGCAACCAAGAUCCUCCCUCCUGACGCUCAAGCUGUCGGAUACUUUGGAGGAGGAAGCCUGCUUCUCGUCUCUCACAUCCAGGUUCGACAGCUGCGGGUGGUUGCGACCCCCUGCAACAGCCUCGUGCAGACGAUGACAACGAGCAGUCUGCCCUGCUACGGGGGAUACACACAGAGCAACGAGUUCCGGUCUCCGCUCACCCUGAGAGCUCCGGGGUCAAACUCAUCCAUCGCCUCCUACUGGGAGCUCGGGGACGGGACGUGGACGCGAGGAAAGUCUGGGACGGCCUACCCGAGCUCAGGGAACAUGCUGUACCUCCCGUUGAACAGAACGGAUGCGAUGGCAAUGCUGAGGUUGAUGAGCAGCGGCUGGAUGGCGCCUGGGACGCGGGCGAUGCUGGUCGACUACCUUGUGAUCUGCCCAUCCCUUCGGCUGUUGGGCACUGUGAGACAGAUCGUGGAGUUCCUCCCCUCCGGGAAGGUGGAGACAGACGUGCGGGUGGAGGGGGCGAGGAUGGAGCACGUGCUGCCGACAGGAGACAAGCUGCAGUCAGCCGGGGUAGCAGGGGAGAUCGUCGUGCUCACGUGGAUCUGUCUCCUCACUGUGCGGGAGCUCUACAUCCUCUUUCGCAUCAGGUGGUGGUACGUGCUGGGAAAGGGGAGGCUGUGGAGGUUGUGGAGCUGGACCGUCUUUGCGCUGGGAGCAGCGAGCAUGGCGUACCGCCUUCAGCCCAUUCAGCUGAUGAACUCGCAGAAGUAUGUAUUCCCUCCUACUACCAACAGGUACUUUCCCAGCUUCCAGUCCGUCCUCCUCCUCCUGCAGACGUGGAGGACGCUACUGGGGGUGAACCUUGCGCUGUGCUGGCUGAGGAGCCUGCAGUUCAUGCACAACAUCUCUGUGCUCAGACCGACCCUCGAGGCCAUGGAGCGCGCUAUGCUCGCUGUCAUCUCCAUCGUGCUCGUCUGCUUCAUCCCGUUCCUCGCGCUUGCCAUGGUCCACCAGCUGGUUCUCGGGUCGAUCAGAAGUUUAUUGAUGAAGAAGUCGGAGACCUGGAAAGGAGCAUGGAAGAAGCUGGAUGAGGAGAUUUUAGAUGAGAAGCUGAAGGUGGAGAUGGUCGAGAGGAAGCGGAUCGACAAGAUCGAGAGCAGCAUUGCAUUCCUGGUUGUGAACCUGCGAGCGCUGGCGAGAAACCUUCUUAAGGAGGAGAGGAGCAACAAGCUGCUGCAGGAACAGUCGUUGCUCCUGCUGGGGAUGAAACAAGGAAGCAGCUACCAGAGUCUGAGAGAGAUGAGCUCCUUGAAAAGGAGCCAGGGAGCCAGGGAGCCAGGGAGCCGAGGGGCGAGGAGGAGAGGCAAAGAAGGAAGCAGCGAGGGGCACUAG
Molecule: messenger RNA, 1695 nt
Organism: Guillardia theta CCMP2712
Lineage: Eukaryota; Cryptophyceae; Pyrenomonadales; Geminigeraceae
Exons: 11
Coding region: 1-1695 (564 amino acids)
Source: RefSeq, a predicted model, not a curated record